Messenger RNA from Vigna radiata var. radiata (mung bean), 1054 nucleotides. RefSeq lists its product as uncharacterized. The transcript has a single exon. The coding region runs from base 92 to 1006 and encodes 304 amino acids. The record is from RefSeq and is a predicted model, not a curated record. NCBI's taxonomy places the organism in Eukaryota, Viridiplantae, Streptophyta, Magnoliopsida, Fabales, Fabaceae.
UCAAUAGUAAAUGAAAUAAAAGUAGUUUAAAUUUGGAAAGAAAGAGAAUCAAAGCAAUCCUUGCAACGUUCUUGUCUUCUCUCCUUCCGAUAUGACCCCUAAGAAGAGCCUUUUGGACUUCAUUUCUAAAGUUGAGCUCAUCGUCAAACCACAUUCUGGUCACUUCCACAUUCUCACUCUCAUCUUCCUCUUCCCCUUCUCCCUCUUCCUCCUCCUCUCUCCCACCAUCUCUAACCUUUUUCACUUCUUCACCAAAAACUCUCCCAGCCUUCUUCCACCACAAACCAUCAACCCCACCUUUCUCCUCUAUUCUCUCUUCCUUUUGCUUUUCUCCAACUCUGGAAUCAUCACCAUCAUCUAUAGUGUUUUCCACUUCUCCCAUGGCCAACCCGUUAACCUCCAAUCCACCAUAAAGUCCAUUUCCACUUCCUUCCUACCCCUCCUCGCCACCACCAUCGUUUCCCAACUCAUUUUCUUCUUCUUCUCUUUUAUCUACGGUCUUCUCUUGAUUCUUCUCAUUCACGGGGCCAAGCUUUUCCAACUAACGCUUCUUCCACACUCCUCACCCAUCUUCAUAGGAUUCUUAAUUCUUCUUCCUAUGAUAGUCGUGCAGACAUAUUUGGAAGUUAACUGGAUCCUAGCGAGUGUUAUUGUGGUGGUGGAAUCAUGUUGGGGUAUGGAGCCCCUGAGAAGAAGUGUGAAAUUGAUUAAGGGAAUGAAAGGAGUGGCCCUAUCUUGUAUCUUCUUGUAUGGAUCGGUGGGGUUGAUCGUGUUGUUGAACUACCUUUCUUUGACGAGGGUACAUGAUGGAUUUACAGAAAGUUGGUUUGAUGCGGUGUUGAAAUGGGUGCUGAUUCUGAUAGGUUCUUAUUCCCAGGCUAUUAUCAUGCUUUCUAAGGUUGCUGUUACUACAGUGUUGUACAUAUACUGCAAGGCAAAUAACUUUGAGAUUGCAGAGGAGUUUGGAAAGGAUUAUGAUGAUGGGAAAGUCUCGCUUGUUGUUUGAGCUAUGUGUAUUUAUUUUUGUUCCAUAGUUUAUCACCUAUCACUGAAA